AUGGAGGCCUGGCCAGCAGCCUGGGUCCUAAUUCUAACGCUAAUCGCUGAUUGGCUGGAAGCGGCUCAAUCACGGGACUUCACUGUGAAGGACAUCAUCCUCCUCCAUCCAUCAACCACACCUCAUCCUGGAGGGUUCAAGUGCUUCACAUGUAAAGAUGCACCAGACAACUACGAAUGCAAUCGCUGGGCUCCGGACGUAUACUGCCCACGAGAGACCAGGUACUGCUACACCCUCCAUGUGAUGGACGUCCAGGGGAACACUGUGUCUGUGACCAAACGCUGUGUGGCCCUGGCCCACUGUCUGUCUACAGGCUGCACCCAGGACAACCAUGAAGGAUACGAGGUCUGCACUGCUUGCUGUGAAGGAAACAUCUGUAACAUGCAGUUGCCAAGAAACAAGACGGACGCCAUCUUUUCCACCACCUCUCUCCUCCACAGCAGUAACGGUCUACUCACACACUACUGGCUGCUCACUGGCUGUCUGAGCUCUACCGUCAUCAGCGUCAUGCUCUCCAACAGUCUAUGA
Molecule: messenger RNA, 528 nt
Organism: Salvelinus namaycush (lake trout)
Lineage: Eukaryota; Metazoa; Chordata; Actinopteri; Salmoniformes; Salmonidae
Product: ly6/PLAUR domain-containing protein 6-like
Exons: 4
Coding region: 1-528 (175 amino acids)
Biological process (GO): positive regulation of canonical Wnt signaling pathway
Molecular function (GO): acetylcholine receptor inhibitor activity
Source: RefSeq, a predicted model, not a curated record